Molecule: messenger RNA, 3357 nt
Organism: Lipotes vexillifer (Yangtze River dolphin)
Lineage: Eukaryota; Metazoa; Chordata; Mammalia; Artiodactyla; Lipotidae
Gene: MAP7D3
Product: MAP7 domain containing 3
Exons: 20
Biological process (GO): microtubule cytoskeleton organization
Cellular component (GO): microtubule cytoskeleton
Source: RefSeq, a predicted model, not a curated record
AUGGCGGAGCGCGCCGGUGGUGGCACAUCCCUGAGGGGGCUGCGGGAACGGAUGGUUGCUGCUGCUAAUGCCAUUGCUGAAGAAAGACGGAGUCAGGGUAGCUUUAGCGCUCUUCCAUCACAGCCCUCAAAUAUAAAAUCAGCAUUUAAACCAGUAAUAGAUGGAUCUGUGCUUAAAAACGAUGUAAAGCAAAGAUUAGCAAAGGAGCGCAGAGAGGAGAAAAAAAGACAAGAUGACGCUAAUAAAGAGACACAACUACUUGAAAAAGAAAGAAAGUCUAAGAUGCUAUAUGAAAAACAGAUGGAAGAAAAGCAGCGAAAGCUGAGGGAACAGAAAGAAAAGGAUGAACAACGGAGAAUAUCUGCAGAAAAAAAGAGAAACGAAAAGUUACAGGAAGAAAGGGAGAGAUUCAAAGCUGCCCUUCAUCGUACACUGGAACGGAGCAGCCGUGUUGAUCAUCAAAAAAGAUGGUCAUGGGAAGGCUCUACAACAGUAAACUAUCAGAAUAAAACUGCCAACAGACAUUCUGUAUCUACUGAAAAGCUUGAACAGGGGACUUCUGGAUUACAUAAACAAGUGUCAUCUGCAAGUCCUCAAAAUUCUGUUGCCAAGAAAACAACAGAAAAGAGGAGAAGCUCAUCUCUGAAUAGAAGGUGUAGCAAACUGCAUUCAUCUACAGAACAAGUGGAAGAAAAAACACCUGGCAUCCACAAUAUAUUCCAAUAUGUAAACAUGCCCCUGCUUAAGCAUAGCAGUGAUGAAUUGAAGAGUACCAUAGUGCCUCACAAGUCAACAGUGGUAAUACCUCCCCAGGAGAAAGUAGACACACCCUCCAAGACAAGCGUGGAAAUGGCCCCCAAGGCAAGUGUGGAAGUGCCCCUGGAGGUGAGCGUGGAAGCACCCCCCAAGGCAAGCUUGGAAGUAUCCCCUGAGGUGAGCGUGGAAGCACCUCCUGAGGCAAGCUUGGAAGUAUCCACCGAGGUGAGCGUGGAAGCACCCCCCGAGGCGAGUGCAGGAACACCUCCCACUAGCGUGGAAACAUCACCUGAGGCAAGCGAGGAUCUGUUCCUUGAGGCGAGUGUGGAUCCGUCCCCACAGGUGAGCAUGGACUCAUCCCCAGAGGUGAGCGUGGACUCGUCCCCAGAGGUGAGCACGGAAGCGUCAUCUGAGGCUAGUGUGGAAGCAUCUCCUGAGGCGCACGUGGAAGCAUCCCCAGAGGAGAGCACAGAAGUGCCCUCUGAGGCAAGUAUGGAGGCGCCCCCCGAGGCCUCCCCUGCGGUGACCAUGGGAAUGUCUUCCAAGAAAUCAGAAACGGACAAACAGGCCUCAAACCCGAUUACGAAGAAGCGCCUACCACCAUCACAGAUACCGUGUUAUAGAUGGUCAUCUUCUCCUACAAGCAGGUGGUGUCCUCCAUCUCCCAUCAGUGCUAGGCAAAUCCAAAAGAAUCGCCCCCCGUCACCUUCACCUGCCACGUCAAAACAGUCGACACAGUUUUCUUUUUCCUGUAGAAUAAUUCCUAUGCAGCGUACCGUAUUUGCACAAAAUGCAUUAGGUACUAUUGGAAUGAAAAGUGAAGCCAUCUCUAACACCAUUAACAGCUCUGAGACUGCAAGCCAAAAGGAUAUGAUCUGUGAAGAGUCUGGUAAUAAAAGCACACCAGGGCCUAUGAAUGCUGAAGAGGCAACAAAAAUUUUGGCAGAGAAACGACGCCUUGCUCGUGAACAAAAGGAAAAAGAGGAAGAAAGACUACAAAAAGAGAUGGAACAAAGAGUUAUUUAAAUAUUCUGUGUCAUCAGGAAAAUGAAAGACAUAGCAAAGAAAGCAGAUGAAGGCCAACAAGAGGAGUUCUCAGAAUUUGGAGAUGGGCAACCACCAAAGGAGAUAAAGAAGGAAGGAAGUCAAGAACAACAAGACCAAAGAGUAGAACUCCAGAAAAGUGAUGCCAAAAUAAAAGCUCAGGAGGAGGCUGACAAACGCAAGAAGGAACACGAGAGAAUUAUGUUACAGAAUUUGCAGGAGAGAUUAGAAAGAAAAAAGAGAAUUGAGGAAAUUAUGAAGCGGACAAGAAGGCCAGAUUCAAAUACCUCAAAGGCUACAGAAACAUUCAGCAAUGAUGCAUAUGAGGAGGACGAGGCAGACGAUGAGGACGAGUCAGAAAGUGACAGUGAUUCCUUUGAUGACAUGCAUCCAUCAGCUUUUAUAAAUGGCACAGAGUCAUCCACAAAACCAAAAACACAUUUUAAAAAUGUGAAGAACACUCGCAAGCUGGUGUUUUUAGAUGAGACUUCGAGCUACAUCCGUAAAGAGACAAAAACACUUUUAAAUUGUGACAUGAAAACCUUCAGACAAAAAAGAGUGAAAGACCCUUUGAAUCAGACAAAGAGUGCCAGAUCCUCCACCAAAAGAACAGCCAACCGAGCAGCCAAAACCGGAAAGGCAGAAACCAGCAACACUGUGGGACCUUCCAAGAGCUUACAUUCAGAGGCACAGGAUUGGAUCUGUGACAAGAUUAUUGACAUCACAAGCGAGAUAGAACCACCGAAGUCCAGUAUGCCUCCUGAUAGCCGAAAACACCAUCUGAAAGGUCCCAUGACAUCCUGCCUAAGUCACCAGCCGCCUAUAGACAACAAGAAAACAAGCAAAUCUGUUUCUGCUCUAUCGGGUGAGGUCCUUGUUUAUCCCCGAUCUUUGGCACCUGGUGCUUUGAGAACAGUGGCAGCCAUUCCCCACUUGGCAUUCAGUACCGGGCCAUCCACUGGGGCUGUUGAACCAGGACAUUCCCUGGUGCGCAGACAACCUGAAGUACGGUCAGAGCACCCUGCUGACAGCCCCGAGGUGAUGGACGCUGACCCGGCCUCCGUGCUUGCCGUAGGCCGAGGGCAGGCCCCUGGCCUCUCCCGGUGGAUUCUGCAGAUAGUGCAUUUCCCACGCCCAUGUCAUCCGCGCCCCCCACUGCCCCCGUGUGCAGUGAAGCUUUUCAAUAGCUCCAAUCCCCGGCAACCAGAAAAACGCGGAUCUCGGAGGGCCGUCAGUUCUCAGGAGUCGCUAACUCACUGGCGAGAGCUAGAGGGUCGCGAGGUGGGCGUAGAACCGCAGCAGCAGCUGGUGCCAGGACGCACAGCCCGGAGGCAGACCGCCCGGCCUGUCCUAUCAGGGCUCAGUCUGAUCCCUGCACACCCUGCAGGCCUGACAGGUUUUGACUCCUUAGCCCCAAAGGGGUUCUGUCCUUCGAUUAGCCCGGGCAUGAGGCCCUCUCCUCCUGCCUCAGCCUUUAGCUGGAUCAUCCUGGAGGCCCUUCCACCUCAGGAGUCUGCAGCAGACACCCAUGUCACUGGGCACCCAACGCCAUCCUGA